UGUUGUACGAAAUGUAAUCAGUGGUGCGUGUUAUUUAUACGGUUUCAUGUACGUUUCUUUAAUGUUUUAGCAAUACAGCUAAUUAACAGGAUGUCAGAACUUCAGCAUGAAGAGGCAUGGCGAUUUUUACUGGCUGGAACAUCGUGCAUGUUAGCGGCAGCUGUGACAAACCCGAUAGAUGUUGUCAAGAUACGUAUGCAGCUGGAGAAUGAGAUGGCAGAGCAGAAAGGAUUGACUCACCUGAAAGGUCGAUAUUAUAAUGGCUGGGUGAAAGGAUGUGCCACCAUUGUGAAGGAUGAGGGUAUCCCAGGACUUUAUAAGGGGGUAUUUCCUUCCCUAAUGAGAGAAGGGUCGUACAGUACAAUACGACUUGGUGCAUAUGAACCAUUAAAGAGAGUCUUUGGUGCAACAGACCCCGCUCACACCCCACUGUGGAAGAAGAUAUGUGCAGGAGCUAUGUCAGGUGCUGUUGGAAGCUCUAUUGCCACACCAACAGAUCUUGUGAAAGUGAGAAUGCAAGCUCAAGGAAAACUUGGUCAUGGAGAACAGAAACGAUACGCUUCUACUUUCAGUGCCUUUAGGGAAAUAUUCAGGGAAGGUGGUAUGCGAGCUCUUUAUACAGGAGUGGGCCCCACUGUGAAAAGGGCAGCAAUUCUAACUGCGACACAGAUUCCAGCUUAUGAUCACUCUAAGCAUCUGAUAUUGAAUGCAGGAUUAUUGACUGAGGGAGUCCCACUCCAUGUGACAGCCUCUAUGAUAGCCGGAUUCUGUACAGCAUGUACAACAUCACCAGUAGAUGUAGUCAAAACUAGAGUCAUGAAUCAGUGCCAAAUAACAAAACCGUACAAAUCAGCGUUUGAUUGUUUUGCAAAGACAUUACGUGCUGAGGGACCACUUGGUUUGUACAAAGGUUUUAUACCAAAUUGGAUGAGAAUUGGACCACAUACAAUUGUUACCUUCUUUGUGUUUGAACAGCUUCGAAAGGUUAUAGGAAUGGCUCCAGUUUAGUCUUAUACAGGAAUUCAGAUGAUGUUCAAAACAUCUAUAAAAUUUUGGCAGUCUGUUAAGACUUGCUACUCUCAUGUCGGUUGUUGUUGUUGCAAAUCUUAUUGGUCUUUUCAGUAUAUAUGUCAGAAACAAAUUCACUGUUUUGGGCCUAUGUAAUAGUGUGUUAUGUUAAAAAAAAAUCUCCUUGCAGAGUAACUUUGUGAUAAGAAGAUAUUUUUAAGUUGGUUUACAUUGUAAUCUUUUAUACUAUUUUUGUCAUUUUUAGCUCACCUGAGCACAAAGUGCUCAAAGGUGAGCUUUUGUGAUCGCCCUGUGUCCGUCGUCAGUCGUCCUUCGUCAACAAUUUGACUGUUAACACUCUAGAGGUCACAAUUUUGGCCCAAUCUUAAUGAAACUUCGUGAAAAUGUUACCCUCAAUAAAAUCUUGGACGAGUUUGAUAUUGGGUCAUCUGGGGUCAAAAACUAGGUCACCAGGUCAAAUCAAAGGAAAAGCUUGUUAACACACUAGAGGUCACAAUUUUGGCCCAAUCUUAAUGAAACUUGGUCAGAAUGUUACCCUCAAUAAAAUCUUGGACGAGUUCAAUAUUGGGUCAUCUGGGUUCAAAAACUAGGUCACCAGGUCAAAUCAAAGGAAAAGCUUAACACUCUAGAGGUCACAAUUUUGGCCCAAUCUUAAUGAAACUUGGUCAGAAUGUUACCCUCAAUAAAAUCUUGGACGAGUUCAAUAUUGGGUCAUCUGGGUUCAAAAACUAGGUCACCAGGUCAAAUCAAAGGAAAAGCUUAACACUCUAGAGGUCACAAUUUUGGCCCAAUCUUAAUGAAACUUUGUCAGAAUGUUACCCUCAAUAAAAUUUUGGAAGAGUUUGAUAUUGGGUCAUCUGGGUUCAAAAACUAGGUCACCAGAUCAAGUCAAAAGAAAAGCUUGUUAACACUCUAGAGGUCACAGUUUUGGCCUUAAUCUUAAUGAAUCUUGGUCAGAAUGUUACCCUCAAUAAAAUCUUGGACGAGUUCGAUAUUGGGUCAUCUGGGGUCAAAAACUAGGUCACAAGGUCAAAUCAAAGGAAAAGCUUGUUAACACUCUAGAGGUCACAAUUUUGGCCCAAUCUUAAUGAAACUUGGUCAGAAUGUUACCCUCAAUAAAAUCUUGGACGAGUUCAAUAUUUGGUCAUCUGGGGUCAAAAACUAGGUCACCAUGUCAAAUAAAAGGAAAAGCUUGUUAACACUGUAGAGGCCUCAUUUAUGAAUCUUGGUCAGAAUGUUAAUCUUGAUGGUCUCAAGGUCCAGUUUGAAUCUGGGUCAUGUAGGAUCAAAAACUAGGUUACCAGGUCAAAUCAAAGGAAAAGCUAGUUAACACUGUAGAGGCCACAUUUAUAUUUUAAUGAAACUUGGUCAGAAUGUUGAUCUUUGUCAUCUAUAGGUCAAGAUCAAAGCUGGGUCAGGUGGGAUCAAAAACUAGGUCACUAGGUCAAAUCAAAGGAAAAGCUUGUUAACACUCUAGAAGCCACAUUUAUGACUGUAUCUUCAUGAAACUUAGUCAGAAUGUUAAUCUUGAUGAUCUUUAGGUCAGAUUUGAAUCUGGGUCUUGUGGGGUCAGAAGCUAGGUCACCGGGUCAAAUCAGAGGAAAAGCUAGUUAACACUUUAGAAACCACAUUUAUGACCAUAUCUUGAUGAAACUUGGUCAGAAUGUUAAUCUUGAUGAUCUUUAGGUCAAUAGGUAAGGUGAGCGAUACAGGGCCUUCAUGGCCCUCUUGUUUAUGUUAUUCUUACAUUUUAUUGAAAUUUGAUAUGAAAUAGAAGAAUCUAAGCCUUAUUUUAUACAGUACUCAUAAAACAUUAUUUUAAAUAAUAUUGUUUUAUCUUUCACAUGUGAACACAUGAUCAUCCAUUUUCACACUGGCCAUAUAUCAUUUGGUACUUGUUGAAAGUUGUUUUGAUCUUACACUGAAACAAACAAAUACUCUGUGUAUGGUAUUUUGAUAUUUUAUAUAAAUUGUUGUCUAUAUACUUUUUGUGGGGGGUUGGGAGGUGGGGGUCGAAGGGUUUCUUUUUGAUGUACACCUUGAUUGAUGCCUUAAGAAUCUGUGCUGUUGUUUGAUCUUAAAUGGGUAAAUGUCAGUUUUCAUUUAUGCUAAAUGUCCGUUUUCAUUUAAAGGCAUCAGAAAAUCAUACUUUUGUAUUACAUUUUUAGCUCACCUUUCACAAAGUGACAAGGUGAGCUUUUGUGAUCGCGCAGCGUCCGUCGUACGUGCGUGUGUAAACUUUUGCUUGUGACCACUCUAGAGGUCACAUUUUUCAUGGGUCUUUAUGAAAGUUGGUCAGAAUGUUCACCUUGAUGAUAUCUAGGUCAAGUUCGAAACUGGGUCACAUGCGGUCCAAAACUAGGUCAGUAGGUCUAAAAAUAGAAAAUCCUUGUGACCUCCCUAGAGGCCAUAUUUUUCAAUGGAUCUUCAUGAAACUUGGUCAGAAUGUUCAUCUUGAUGAUACUUAGGUCAGAUUCGAAACUGGGUCACAUGCGGUCAAAAACUAGGUCAGUAGGUGUAAAAAUAGAGAAACCCUGUGACCUCUCUAGAGGCCAUACUUUCCAAUGGAUCUUCAUGAAAAUUGGUCAGAAUGUUCACCUUGAUGAUAUCUAGUUCAGGUUUUAAACUGGGUCACAUGCCUUCAAAAACUAGGUCAUUAGGUCAAAUAGUAGAAAAACCUUGUGACCUCUUUAAGGGCAAUAUUUAUCAUGGGAUCUGUAUCAUGAAUCAUGGGAUCUGUAUCAUGAAAGUUGGUGUGAAUAUUCAUCUUGAUGAUAUCUAGGUCAAGUUCGAAACUGGGUCAACUGCGGUCAAAAACUAGGUCAGUAGGUCUAAAAAUAGAAAAAUCUUGUGACUCCCUAGAGGCCAUAUUUUUCAAUGGAUCUUCAUGAAAAUUGGUCAUAAUGUUCACCUUGAUGAUAUCUAGGUCAUAUUCAAAACUGGGUCACGUGUGGUCAAAAACUAGGUCAGUAGGUCUAAAAAUAGAAAAACUUGUGACCUCCCGAGAGGCCAUAUUUUUCAAUGGAUCUUCAUGAAAAUUGGUCAUAAUGUUCACCUUGAUGAUAUCUAGGUCAAGUUAAAAACUGGGUCACAUACGGUCAGAAAUUAGGUCUUUAGGUCUGAAAAUAGAGAAACCUUGUGACCUCUCUUACAGUCCAUACUUUUCAAUAGAUCUUCAUGAAAAUUUGUCGGAAUGUUCACUUUGAUGAUAUCUAGUUCAAGUUCGAAACUAGGUCACGUGCCAUCAAAAACUAGGUCAGUAGGUCAAAUAAUAGAAAAACGUUGUGACCUCUUUAGAGGCGAUAUUUUUCAUGGGAUCUGUAUGAAAGUUGGUUUGAGUAUUCAUCUUGAUGAUAUCUAGGUCAAGUUCGAAACUGGGUCAACUGCGGUCAAAAACUAGGUCAGUAGGUCUAUAUCGUCCGUGUGUCCGUGCAUAAACUUUUGCUUGUGACUACUCUAGUUUAAGAUCCAGCCUUAAAAUUUGGAUGACAUGUAGUUUUGCACACCAAUCUUUAAACUGUCUUUCAGUGACCAUAAAUGUGACCUACUGAUCUACUUUCUAAAAUUUUAGCAUUAGUUUGCCAUUUGAAACAUGUGGUUCAAUAUACUCAGGUGAGCGAUUCAGGGUCAUCAUGAUCCUCUUGUUUGUUUGUUGGGAGGAACAAGAUUUCAUUUUAUUGUCCAGUUGAUUUGAUUAAAUACUCUGGUUUUAUGUCUUACAUUUUUAUGAUAAAAUCUUCCUUUUUGAAGAUAAAAAGGUACUGAGGUAAUAAUUUUAUACACUAGGAUACUCGAGAUGUAUAUAUGGUACAUACUCCGGUUGUAUAAAUGAUUUGUUGACUGUUUUCUUUUGUAAAAUAUUAUUUUGUACACUUUUUGCUUUUAGAUGUACGGGUACUAUAAUUCACCAUGCAUUUUGUGGUUUGAAAAAACAACAUUUUUUUUCACUGAUUUUAACCAAAUUUUGUAUGUAUGAAGAGGAUGUAACUUGAAAGGCUUUGAUGUGUACUCGGGUACAAGUUGGGUCCAUUCUUACCAUCACAAUUUGUCUUCAGUUGUGUUAUAUAAAUUAAGAUCGUUGCCUUCUGUAGAUUGGAUAUUUGUCAUGUGAUCUUUAUUUUGUGAUAUGAUAAACUAUGGACAUGCCCUGUUCAUGUUAAGUAUGCCCCUUUUUUAUCAGUAAAUAAAAUAAAAGCAGGAGUUCAGAUGUGUUAUAAUUAAAUUACAAGUGAAGGCAUUUAUCAUGUCAAUUCUAACCACGUAUAAUUUCACACUUUUUUUCUGCAAUCAGUCCAUAGGCUGUUACAGUCUUCACACCGGUUGGAAAGGAUAGCAUAUUAGUAUUUAUAACCUAGUAAUCAGAUAACUCACAAACUAUUUUGUGAAUAGAAUUAUCAAAUGUAAGAUUAUGCAGAAAUUUUGUAAUUUGCUCAGUGUUGUUAUCUUGACUUGUGUGUGACAUCACAUCAUUAUGAUGUCAUAUCUUGAUUAAGUUUGCUACUGCAAAUAAGUCAAUAGACAUUAUAUCAUAUUUAAUUAUGUUUUUGAAAUGUUAUUUUUUCUAUCGGUUUAUCACAUGAAAAGUAGGUAUUUAAUGGAAUAGAAGUAGAAUCUGCUAUGUUACAAUCGUUGGGAGUAAUAAUAAAUGUUUUUUACACUUUAGGAUACAAUGAAUCCAUUGUAAAAGUUCCCUAUUUAUUAAUGAAAAUAAAAACAUAAUAAAUAUUUAACAAAUAUACAGAAGUUGAAAGAUGGAAAAAGGGUUUAAAGGGACUUGUUUUCAUAAAGUUUGAAACGUUAAAACAUCACAUGUUAUGUCCAUAAUCAGGGUGAUCUAGAGCUUUAAUGCAAUAUGUAAUUAUGUCUUUUCCACUACUGCGGGAGACAUAUUGUUUUUGGCCUGUCCGUCCGUCACACUUCAUUUCCGAUCAAUAUCUGGAGAACCACUUGACCCGGACUGUUGAAACUUCAUAGGAUGAUUAGGCAUGCAGAGUAGAUGACCCUAUUGAUUUUGGGGUCACUCUUUUAAAGGUCAAGGUUACAGGGGCCUGAACAUGGAAAACCAUUUCAGGUCAGUAACUCGAGAACCAUUUGACCCAGAAUGUUGAAACUUUAUAGGAUGAUUGGACAUGCAGAGUAAAUAUCCCCUAUUCAUUUUGGGGUCACUCUUAAAGGUCAAGGUUGCAGGGGCCUGAACAUGGAAAUCCAUUUCCAGUCAAUAAUUUGAGAACCAUUUGACCUAGAACCUUCAAACUUCAUAGGGUGAUAGGACUUACAAAGUAGAUGACCCCUGUUGUUUUUGGGGUCAGUCUUAAUGGUCAAGGUCACAGGGGGCUUUCCAAUCAAUAACUUGAGAACCACUUGACCCAGAAUGUUGAAACUUGAUAGGAUGAUUGGACAUACAGAGUAGAUGACCCCUACUGAUUUUGGGGUCACUCGAUCAGUAGUCAAGGUCACAGGGGCCUGAACGUGUAAAACUGUUUCCAGUUCAUAACUUGAGAACCACUAGGCACAGAAUGUUGAAACUUAGUGGGAUGAUUGGACAUGCCAAGUAGAUCAUCAGUAUUGCAGCCAACCAUCAGUGUCUCUUUGACUUUCGCUCCUGUCCCCUAUUGACUUCUUGCCUAUAUGACUUUGCAUUGGGGAGACAUGCGCUUUUCUACAAUCUUCUAGUUUGAUAUUGUAUAAUGUCUAGAAAAACACUUUUCUUUUGAAUGCUUAUUUACAGGUAAAUGAAAGUAGAAAAUGAUAAAUCUUAAUCCCUUUCAUCUGAUGAGUAUAUGCAGAUUACAGAUGGAAAUGUUUAGAUGUUAAGCUCUAUUUCAAUUUGAAUAUUUUUAAUAUACUUAUAACUAAACUGUUUGGACCAAUAAUGCGUUAUACAUGUUUUUUGUUGGCUGUUGUUAGGGUAAACUUAGAAAUGUAGGCUCUCUAGUUAUUAUCUAUUUUCACUUAUUCAUUAUAAGAAUGAUAUAACUUUGACUUUAAAUGGCCUAAAUGUUUUUAUACAUGUUAUUGAAAAUAAUGUUGUGGCCUAUUUGUGCAAGACAUCUAUUUUAUUCAUGAAAUACUCAAAAAGCAUUUCUGUGCAAAAUAUUUCUUUGAUUUAUUUGUCUAAAAUGGCAUUAAAUUCGAUAUGUUUUAUUUCAGUUCAGUUUCAUUUUGUUAGAUAUUUUGACUAUGAGUAAUAUGCUGUUGUUCAAUUUAACGUAAUCAUGCUCAAUUUUCAGAUUUUUAUGCCCGGUCAGAGAUCGAAAGCUAUAAUUUUCAUGUUUCUAGUUGGUCCAUCAGUCUGUCAGUUUCAUGUGCCGUCCAUAUCUUCUAAACCCCUUGAAUGCUAUUUAUUAAACUUGGUUUGAACGUUUCUGUCCGUAAGAUGACGUGCAGAGGUUAUGAUCUAAUCAUGACAGACUAAGGUCAAGGUCAAAACUGCAGACCAGAAGUUUCUGUCUGGCUCAUAUCUUCUAUAGUCCUGGAAAGAUAUUUAUGAAACUUGAGUGGGAUGUUUAAUCUCAUCUUGUGUGCAAAAUCCAUGUUUGAAUUCUGCUGGUUCCGAAAUCAAGAGAACACCAGUCCUGAAGGUCAGAUAUUUGAGAAUUGUUCAUUUUUUACAAUUUACUCUGUUUAAUAUUACUGCUUACAGUUUUAUGCGUUUUCCUAUUUAUAUUGUUUUUCAAGUCGGUCAGUCAGUGUUUAAGUUUAUUUAUGGUCCAUCCACCCUCUCAGGCAGAGUAUAACAUAAAUGCUACAAAAAGUAAAGUGUGUGUUUUUCUGGAUUUAGUUAUGACAGUUAAAUUGGUGGUAACAUUCUGUUGUAAUAACAUUGCAAACAUGUAUGUAUAUUAGUAUUAGACAGAAUUAGGUAAGAAAUGCAUACAUGUAGAUUGAAAAAAUUAUGAUCACUAUCGAAAAGGCUGCUUACAAGAUUCUGUGCAUGAAAAUAAACAUAUCAUGUUGCUUUUGUCCUAUUUUAUGCCGAACUUUAAAUGUGCAAUUUUCUAUGCAAUUUUUAUAAUGUUGAUAGCUCUUACAAAGGAUAUUACUGAUAUACAUUUACAUUCACUGUGCAACUAAAGUUUAUUUUCACAUAAACAAUACUGAUGCAAUUAUACAUGUAUCAAGGUUGACCCUUUCUGCAAGAUUGCAUGUAUGAUCAGAUGGCUUACACAAAAUACAUGAACACAGAUUGUAGGUGAAAUAAGAUAAUCUCAAAACUCUUAUUACGGUAAUAUAAUUUUAUAUUAAAUUGACCUCAUUUAUAAUCAAAUGAUUAUGACUAUCUUAGUGACUAAAGUGAAAGUGAAUCCAUCUUGAAAUAUUUUGAUAAGCCAAUAGUUAAGUCCUGUAUGAUUGGUUUUUGCAUUUCAGCACUAAUCCAUGUAAGGAAAUGAAUGCAGAAAGGGCAGCCUUUAAAAGUUUGUUGACAAUCAAUUUUAUGAUGCUUGCUUCAGCCAGUGGCAUUUAUUGUGAGUUACCCAUGUAUCCAAGUUCUUCAAUGUGGAAAUGAUUAAUGAUACUUUUUUCUUGUAUCCGUUGGGGAAAUUUCUUGUGCUGUCAUAUGUUGCAAGGUUAUUAAACAUAAAUUCUGUUCAGUGAUUCUUGUCCAUGCUUCAUCUCCAAAUGUCCCAUCCAGAUUUCAGUGAAGCUUUACAGGGAUUAUUGGAACCGGGUAUAAAGCCUAUGCAUGUCAUUGGCAUGUCUCGCUCACAUAA
Mercenaria mercenaria is the source of this 8741-nucleotide messenger RNA. RefSeq names its product mitochondrial substrate carrier family protein ucpB-like. Gene Ontology annotation, cellular component: mitochondrial membrane. The coding region runs from base 91 to 1008 and encodes 305 amino acids. Lineage: Eukaryota; Metazoa; Mollusca; Bivalvia; Venerida; Veneridae. Gene Ontology annotation, biological process: mitochondrial transport. The transcript has 6 exons. The record is from RefSeq and is a predicted model, not a curated record.